Aspergillus nomiae NRRL 13137 is the source of this 2034-nucleotide messenger RNA. RefSeq lists its product as uncharacterized. The transcript is spliced from 7 exons. Gene Ontology annotation, cellular component: Mis6-Sim4 complex. NCBI's taxonomy places the organism in Eukaryota, Fungi, Ascomycota, Eurotiomycetes, Eurotiales, Aspergillaceae. Bases 1 to 2034 code for a protein of 677 amino acids. The record is from RefSeq and is a predicted model, not a curated record.
AUGGACUCAACGCGUACCAUUUCCGAACUGAAAUCCUCCUUCAUCCGGGCGCAGGUGCGUAUCCUGUCCGAAAGCCUCGAGGCUCCCGAGGAUUGGAGAAGCUAUGCCGCCGCCUCGGAGGAGGAUGACCUGAGCGAUAAGGUGGUCGGAGAUGUCCUACAAAAAUUAAACAGCGCAUUGAAACAGCAUAAUCGCAUUGUGUACUCCUCCCAAGCGAUCCAACAUGUCGCACAGCAAGUCGCAAGCCUCUACUGGACGUCCGUGAACGACGCGAUACGCGAUCAGAACUCAUUUGAGAGAGGUAUUGAAAAGACGGUCGAUUUGUCCAACCACUUAAACCUUACACAGCUCCCUGUGGAACUCGAGGACCAGUCCGCAAGCGAGGAGGAACGUCUUAGGUAUCAGAAGUUACGAGAGCGCUUGGUCACUCUUGAUGACCAGCGACAGCAGCGACGACGGCGUCUGGAACAAUUGCGCCGGUUACAGCGUCUUUUGGAACCGUUUCAGGAACCGCAGCAGAAUAUUCAGCCGAACCUUAUUACUCGGGAUGGCGAACUAGUGCAGGAAUUGGAGAAGAUGAGGAUGCUCGUUGCACGGGUAGGAGGUCGCAUCCAACAUAGCAAGAAACGCGGUAAUAGCCAGGAGGAUCCGACUUCGUAUCAGCUGGACUCGGACCAAAAGCUGGAAGCCCUCCUUGAUAUGAAUGGAUCCCGUGGGAUCACCACCCAGGAUAGCAGAAUGCUGACCGCCUUGGAUGGAGAUCCGGAAGAUCGGAGCUCAGCUUCCGAAGGUCCGGUGCUUGACCAUUUCAGUGAUAGCGGUAUUGCUGAAGGUGAUCCUGCUGAACACGCUGAACAUGCUGAACAAACUACCACGACUCCCACUUCCACCCGUACAGUACGAUUUCUUCUUCCCGUCUCUUUGACCCACUCUCCUGCUACUGUUACUGAGGCCGUUGUUGCCCCUGACCAGCCUAUCACCAUCGCCGAAACUACCUCGGAGACUCCCGCUAGGCGACCUUUCGUGCCUGGCCACCGUCGGCGUUCCACUCGCGUAAAUCGUCUGGACUUGGAGCGCUUCCAGAGGGACGUCUUAGGCAUCGACACUCCUGGCUUUGGAUUCGACGACGAUUCUUCCUUGCCCGCGGUUGACCCCUCUGUUGACCCUCAGUUGGAGAGUCUAAACCGUGACUUCGAAGCUGUCACUCGGUCCAUGAAUAGUGGCAGUACCCCCGACUCAGGUUCCUUCUUGAGCGGCGUCGAUAACGCGGGUAACCAAUCCAAUAUGACCAACGUACCUCGUCAGUCAAUGUCUCCCGCCAUGUCUCACACUCCUGGUCAGGUCAAUGGUGCUGGAAUCGCUGGUAUGAACGCGGGAAUUCCUCUGAAUGCUGGUCACCAAAUGGAUCUCCAUCACCUGUACGACAUGGUCUUGGAACUGAGCGAAGUUUUGAAGAACAAUCGCCAGAUGACACAGAGUAUCGUCUCCAGCGCUGAGGAGGUCAUGCGACGCUCUGCUUCGGAAGGUACCUCCCCAAGCUUGCAGCAUGUUAAUGGCGAGAUCUCCGCUGCCCGUAUAACCGAACUGGAGCGCGCCCUGGCCAGAGAAAAGCGCCUGAAUGAGGUCUUGCGAAACGAACAGGUGGAAAACACAAAGCUCAUCGGGGAUUACGAACAGGCAGUCGGUACAAUGGUUGAACAGAUCCGUAACUACUGCCAGAACAACAACUUGCAGUAUCUGGCGCAGAAACGGCACUACAACAAUCUUCUCCAAAACGAACGGGAUGCGCAUCUGCAGAGCCGCCUGGAGCGUGAUCACUGGCAUAACCAAACCAUGAAAUGUGCAGAGAUGAUUCGUACUGCCUAUCGUAUUCGAUGUGAAGAAGAGAAUGUGCCAAUCCGCGUCGUGACUGGGCUCCAAAACGAAGUCCGAGCCUACCGCAACGCUCUUGGUAUGGAGCCGGAGAGACCAGAGGAGGAGUACGGAUGGGAGAUCCUGAAGGAUGUGCCCGGAGGUCCUGCCCCUGGGGAGUAG